Panicum hallii is the source of this 288-nucleotide messenger RNA. Its product is annotated as non-specific lipid-transfer protein C4-like. The transcript has 2 exons. NCBI's taxonomy places the organism in Eukaryota, Viridiplantae, Streptophyta, Magnoliopsida, Poales, Poaceae. The record is from RefSeq and is a predicted model, not a curated record. Bases 1 to 288 code for a protein of 95 amino acids.
AUGGCGGCGCCAGCAGGCAUGUCCCUCCUCGCCGCGUGCCUCGUCGUGGUGGCGCUCGGCGCCGGCGUGGCGGAGGCGCAGGGCGGCGGCGGCUUGGGGCAGUGCGUGCCGCAGCUGAACCGGCUCCUGGCGUGCCGCGCGUACCUGGUGCCGGGGGCGCCGGACCCCAGCGCCGACUGCUGCGGCGCGCUGAGCGCCGUGUCGCACGAGUGCGCCUGCAGCACCAUGGGCAUCAUCAGCAGCCUGCCCGGACGAUGCAGCCUCGCCCCUGUCAACUGCUCUGCCUGA